CGUGAUAUUGAUAUUAUUCUGGCUCCAUGAACAUACGAAUACCUAGUUAUAACUUAUUUCAAACUCAAAUGACUACCAAUCGCUAAGAAUGGUUCCUUUCCAUUACGUCGCCUCUCCCAGAAAUACAUCAUCCAAUUGUCAAAAAUAUUGAUACAUCCCAAGUAAUAAUUUCAGCUAGAGAAAUAAUUAACAAUCUAUACAAGAUAUAUCCAUCCUCCAAUCAUGUCAGAGCUAGAGGAAAUCAAAGAAAUAAAUCAAUCCGGCAAACUCAUCGCUACAUACAUUCAACCACAUACACAUAGCACUUCUCCCGAUCAGAAAGAUUCUCGAAUCGAUAUCCAUGUAUGUUCUAUCCACCAUUGUCUAUUCUCUUCAGAUCCUCAACUAAUCAUAAUACGCAAUAGAUACCCAAAGGUCCAUCAACAUGGGUCUCAAGCUUGACAGGAGCAUUCCUCCCAGUUGGGUAUCCGGAUAGUGUGACGGAGGACUAUACUGCGUAUGUACUAUGUCCUAUACAUCUUACCUCUUAUAUCUAUUAUGUGAGAAGCGCGCUAGACUAAUAGAGAUUAAUAGAUAUCAAUUUUUUGUGAGGAUUCUUUGAAUGGAAAUGCGAGGAGAUGGGUCUAGGUGUAGGAAUAUGCUGAUUUGAUGAAGGAUUCCGUGCAGGCUUUUGCUAGUACGAUUGCGGGGUUGCUUGCUAGUAGGGCUGUUCUUCAGGGUGGGUGGUCUUUCUUAUUUUGAAGUCUAGUUUGGUUUCCGAGGUGGUUCGUAUGGAGUUUUGUCUGCGUUUCUGUGGAGUGUAUGUUGCAACAGUCUACUGUUUGGAUUUCUUUGGUAUAAGCUUGUCACUGACUAUUGUCUGAGUUGGUACACUAUACUUCUGGCAUCAUCUUAUCUGGAUUUUCUAGGUGCAAUAUUGGCACAAUCUAUUAUUUAAACUCCUUUCGUACAAUCUAACCCAGCUUCAGGACUCGGCGUAGGCGAUUCUACCGCAUCAGCAACCGGAGCAGUUCUCCUUAACAUCCUCCAAGAAUCAGCAGGUCGUAUAGCCACUAUUCUUUUCGCUCACCGACUCGGCAGUGCCCUAGAGCCCGAAUGCAAAAAAUAUCGUCUCAUGGCUGAUAUCUUCAAUGAUGGCGCUAUGAUUUUAGAUUGCAUAUCACCUGCUUUUCCAAAGGCUCCUCGUGUGUUUCUCUUGAGUGCUUCGAGUGUUUGUAAAUCUUUAUGUGGAGUUGCGGCGGGAAGCUCGAAGGCUAGUUUGAGUGCUCACUUUGCUAAACAGGGGAAUUUGGCGGAGUUGAAUGCUGUGAGUCUCCUUACUUUAGAAGGAGUAGAUGAAAUUAACAGAAUUAUAGAAAGAUGCAAGUCAGGAAACUCUCAUAUCCCUCCUUGGUAUGCUGGUAGGAACUUUUGUCGUUUCUAGAAUAUCGUCUCAAACAGCUACGUGGAUCGCUUUAAUUACAUUACUUUCCAUCCAUCUCGGUACGAAUUAUCUUGCUGUACGUUCUGUUACAAUGCGUACUCUCAAUAGACAACGAGCAAACCUAGUCAUCUCAAACUUCAUCUCAGAUUUAAAUGCCGAGAAGAAGACAAGAAUUGAUCUUCCCACCCCAAAAGACAUAUCACACCAAGAACGAAUCUUCGAAACAGAUGGCGCCAUUCGCGAUAUCCAAGGCAUUAUACUCGGCUACUGCAAAAUCGGAGUGAGUCUACGAAAAGUCCUCUCCUCAAUAUCCAGCAAUCCCACCAUCUCCGGAAGCUACAAAGAAGAAGCUCCUCAAAUCAUCAGUUCCCUCUUCAAAAUAUACAAAAACCAAGGCUACAUAAUGUGGUACUCCCGUCGUCAAAACACCUUCCUCGUAAUCCUAAAAGAAAAUACUGCCCCCUCCGUUCAACUAGAUGCUUGGUUUCAUGCUGUGUGGGCUUUAUCCGUUUCUUCUUCUCACUUUUCUCCUAAAUUUGCUGUUGGUAAAUCUUUGAAUGGAAGAAGUAAUCAGGAAAUUUUAAAAUGGAUAGAGGAUUCGCUUAGAGAUUCUUCCUUGUGUAGACAAAAUGCGAAUCUCUACAAGGAGUUACGGGAUAAGGGGUGGGAUCUUGAUACGGCGGCUUUGGAGGUUAGAGCUGGGUGUAGACUUGUUGUUGAGAGGGGAGGGGAGUAGAGUGAGGUUCGAGGUAAAAACUCUCAAUCAGGGAUUAUAUAUUACAAGCCUUGUACGAAUCUUUAGAAAGGUCGUUAAUCAUUCAUUUAUUAUCAAAUA
Molecule: messenger RNA, 2258 nt
Organism: Sclerotinia trifoliorum
Lineage: Eukaryota; Fungi; Ascomycota; Leotiomycetes; Helotiales; Sclerotiniaceae
Source: the annotation of a GenBank genome assembly